CUGCUUCAAAGGGUUCUUUUCCCAAGCAAGAUCCGUCCCUGAGUCGCCACAGCUUGUCAUCCUACACAAAGAAAUCCCUGCCUAUUCCUUUUUCCCUUCAUUCUUCAAUGGCAGUAUCCAAUUUUUAUCUGGUCAUUUGAUGGCUUCGUUUAUAUUCUAAUUUUCCUUUGCAGUUUCUUUUUCUGUACAAAGCUAGAAAACCCUAAUUGAAAAUGGUCACUGCAACUGAUUCUUCAUCUGAUCAUCGCUCGCCGACUAGUGCUGGGGAUACCAAUAGCCCUAAAUUCCCGCGAAAAAACCUGCCAUCUCCGUGGGCUCAAGUUGUACGAGGUGGGGAGUGCGAAUCUCAUCCAUCGCCGCCUUCAUCAUCUUCCUCUUCGUCAUCACUCACAGCCUCCGUGCCCGACCAACCGCCAUUCUCUGAUUUUCCUCCGAAGGAAGCACCUUUAACGCAGCUGCCGGAUAAUUCUAAUGUUGCUGCCGUAGAUAACUCCGACGCUUCCGACGCCAAUGCGGGUCAUUCUAAGAGGCCCGCUUGGAGCAAACCUUCGAACGGCGUUGUCGAGGCUGGUCCAGUAAUGGGUGCUGUUACUUGGCCCGCAUUAUCUAAAUCCACGAAGGUUUCGUCCAAAAUGUCAGCUGACUCCUCCUCUAAGACUGCCUUUGACGGAUCACUUUCCCCCUCUCAGGGCUCUGGCACUUUACAAUCCCCUCAAAAGCAACCUACUAACAAUGCAAAGCCUAACUCUGCAACAAACUAUGCUGUGCAUCAUAGACAAAGGUCAAUGAAGCGUGGAGGUAGCAACAGCCCUGGGGUUGGUCAUGCUCAGAGCAGCUUUUCUAAUCCUCCCCCACCUCCCCCACCACCGCCCUUUCCUGUAUUUCCUAUACCGGUAAGUACCUAUGGUAAUGUGGUGCCAGGGGUUUCAGAUCAUUCUCCAAGGGAAAUCCCUUACAGGAACAAUAGCUGGGAUACAAGACCACCAGUUGGGGGUUUUGUGCCUGCUGUGAAUGAUCAUUGGAAUCCUCCCCGCAGAGGCAAUUUCGGGCCCCAUCAACGUGGGGAUGGAUCCUAUCAUAAUAACCACGGGGGUAGGCGUGACCAUGAUCGUGGAAAUCAUGCAAACUCUAGAGAUGCUCAAGUACACCAACAGAGGAUGUCUCCUAGGGGAUUAGUGAGGCACCCCCCUCCUAAUACUCCUGCAUUUGUUGCCCCUCCGCCCAUGGGACCCUUUGCAAACCCCAUGGGUUUUCCAGAAUUUUAUUAUUUCCCAACUCUACCACUAGAGCCGUUCAGGGGCAUGCCGUUCAUUACUCAUGGUCCUCCUCCUGCCAUGUUUCUCCCUGUUGCAGAACCUCCUCUGACAAAUAUGCUAAUGAACCAAAUUGAUUAUUACUUUAGUGAUGCUAAUCUAGUGAAAGAUGAUUUUUUAAGAUCCAACAUGGAUGAACAGGGUUGGGUUCCCAUUGCUUUGAUAGCAAACUUCCGUCGGGUUAAAAGUUUGACAAACAACAUUCAGGUGAUACUGGAUUCAUUGAGAAAUUCUGCGGUUGUGGAAGUACAGGGUGACAAGAUGCGGAGGCGUAAUGAAUGGAUGAAGUGGCUGCCCUCAUCUCAGCUUCGAGCUGAUUCUGGUUCAUCAUCUCCUGUUGGAUCAAGCUGCAAUAACGUAGCAACUGAUUUUCAAAAGAUUGCUCUGGGUGAAGCUGCUACAGAUAGAGGUAAUUCAGACCCUACGUCAGAAGCUCUAGAAGAAAGAUCUCCAACAGAUUCUUCCUGUCAUCCUCUGCUUCCAACCGAUGAUACUUCAGGGAACACCAAUUAAGACUGCGCCUAAAUAAUAUACUUGAGCCACAAAUUAUUCCAGCUGAUUAUCCAGUAUCCGUACUGGGUACUACCUUUGAUUUUUUUUGUUCUCCCUAAUUUUAUUAGAUUUUUUUUUUCUUAUCUUGGGAAUGGGAAGAGAGGCUGUUUUGGAGUCUGAUUUCUUCCACAGUCACGGAGCUCGAUUUUGGUAGUGAUUGAGUCACGUAGGAGGUGAAAUAAGGAUUUAUUCAUAAUUACAUCUUAAGGUAAGGAAGGUUGACCAGACAUAGAACAAAUUAAGAAUUUUGGUCCGGACGGAUUUAAUGAACAGAUUUGUAUAGUUUAUAUUUGCUUCGGAUGAUUUUCUUGUCGUUUGUGGUUAGCCUGUGUUGUGGGAUGGAUUCAUACCAGAGAGAAAUGAGGAGAGACUCUCCGAUGGGAUGAUUUGAGCCCAGGUGCUGCACUGCCGAGUUUCAUGUACCCGCAUAAGCGUGACAGAUAAAAGAAAUCUCUCAAGGCCUAUUUAUUUUAUUUUUUUAUAAUGUUAUUUUAUUAAAGGAUUUCCUCAUUUAUUAUUCUUCCUGCGUUUCAAUGUAGAUAUUUUAUUUUGAGUCU
Neltuma alba is the source of this 2422-nucleotide messenger RNA. Its product is annotated as la-related protein 1C-like. Bases 213 to 1826 code for a protein of 537 amino acids. Gene Ontology annotation, molecular function: RNA binding. Lineage: Eukaryota; Viridiplantae; Streptophyta; Magnoliopsida; Fabales; Fabaceae. The record is from RefSeq and is a predicted model, not a curated record. The transcript has 6 exons.